Theileria parva strain Muguga is the source of this 1134-nucleotide messenger RNA. RefSeq lists its product as uncharacterized. The record is from RefSeq and is a predicted model, not a curated record. Lineage: Eukaryota; Apicomplexa; Aconoidasida; Piroplasmida; Theileriidae. The coding region runs from base 243 to 1100 and encodes 285 amino acids. The transcript has a single exon.
CUAAUAGCGAUCUAUUAAAAACAAGACUUCCUUCUUUAAAUUUCUCACAAUUUUGUACUUUUUAGCAUUUUUCUCUUUGAGGUGUAACAAAUUUGUCGUGUUUUAAUCCUUAAUUUUCACAAGCACUCACUAGUUUAAUCUAAAUUCUUGCUUCUUGUUGUAAAUUAGUAAACAUUAUUCAAAAACUAACAUUUUCCUGUAUUAUUAAUUUUUUUCUUUGGUUUGAACAGGAAUAAGCCAGGAUGGUGGGAAAAAAACUAGAAUGCGACCAGUAUACCGCAAUGAUCGGUUUAAUGAACCUAUCGAAUGAUCUUCUGGGAGAAGAUAUCAGAAACAUGGACUUAACAUUGAUAAAAGAGCUCCUUAUGAACAAGGUGUUAAAUUUCAAUAACCAACUGAGGCAGAUAUGCUACUGGACUGAGGCGUCAAACUCAAAUGAAAAAAAACGCAGUUUAACCCAAAAGUUUACAGAUUUAUUCCAAUCGAAUUCUCAAUCGAAGGCAAAUCCAGAGUCGUCAGAAAACACAAAUGGAACACAAGAUUCAUCAUCGAAGCACAACAACUUGAUUAACAGACUAAAGAAUCUAAAUCGUAACGAAUUCUUUGUAUACUCAGCUUCUUUAAGUUUUAACCCCAACGUGAAGUGCGGAUCUGACCUUCUGAACCCCUCCAUUGGAGGAGGGAUUGUGUUCACAAUCACAGCAAAGAUGCCCUUGGAUGAGAAGCAGAGGAAGUUGUAUCUCCAAAUUCUUUUGCGCUACUUGGGGAAAAAUUCGGUUCUUCUCCAAGUUAAGUCUGAGAGUUCAACUUCACUUGAUAAAAUCUUAUCUAACACUAAUGUAGUACAUGAGGAUCCUACGGCUGAUGGUUCAGCUGUUCUGAAACCCAUUCCCAAAUAUUUCGACGAAGACUAUUCAGACGAGGACUCAAACGACAACAAAUGCAGCAAUGAUUAUGUUCCAAACAACUACUCCUUCUUCCGCCACAGCUCAUACUUGUUAUCCAAGUAUGCCAACAGCAAGUUGGUUGUCAAGGAGGAGGACGAUAAGUUUGUAACUCAGCGCUUACUCCAAGUUAAGCUCCAGAGAGGUAGAAAAUAAUUGUAAUCUAGUGAUUAAUUUCAUAUUACAACCA